AUGGACACCAUCAAGAAGGACGGCGUUGCCAUCAUUGGCGCAGGCCUUGGCGGUACUGCUCUCGCCUUGGCCCUCCACCAAAAGUCGAUUCCCUGUCGAAUCUACGAAGGCAGAAGCGCAGAUGCGGAUAUUCUCACCAGUGGCGUGGUUUUGACACCCAACGGGUGCCGCAUCCUGGACGACCUCGGCGUCUUGAGUCGAAUCAAGCCGAAAAGCUUCCUUUUCGAAGACAGCAUCACCAAAAACAGCGACGAUAAGACUGUGGAUACGAUGAAGCUAGCUUCCAAGGAAGUAUAUGGAUAUCCAGCCUAUCGUCUCUAUCGUCUUGCCCUUCUGCAAGAGAUGAAGAAGAUGCUUGCCGAACGUGAAGUUCCAAUCUACUUUGACGCCAAGUUCGAGAAGAUAAUCAGCGAUUCUCCGGAAGGUGUCACAUUUCAGGUUGGUGGGAAGACGGAACAUGCUUCCGUUGUCGUAGGAUCUGACGGUAUUCACUCUACUUUGAGACGCUAUCUGACGGACCUCGUUCCUGUUUACACGGGGGUAUUCUGCGUGUACGGGCACAUCCCUACCGACUCUGUUGAAUGGCCCGACAAGGAGUUCUUCGCUACCAGCUGCACAAUUCAAGGCAAACCGGGCGGCUUUUUCAUGGUCCCCGAAGAAUCGGACGGCACAAUGCUCAUGGUAGGAACGCAGUUCCCGCAUCCCGAACAAGGUCGUGAGGGUUGGCAGGAUCUGGCAGCCAGCCCAAAGUCCUUGGCUUCCCUGAUGCGAAAGGACUAUGAUCAAUGGCACGACACAGCAAGGCGAAUCAUUGAUCAGCUGUGCAAACGUCCAGAGGGCCUGUUAAGCUGGCCAUUCUACACGAUGCCCAAGCUGCCCAGUUGGUCUUCACCGUCGGGAAAUGUCAUCAUCGUCGGGGACGCUGCUCAUGCAAUGCCAGCUUCGUCGGGACAAGGUGUUAAUCAGGCUUUGGAAGAUAUCUACGCUCUGGCAAAGGUUUUGUCUGGAAACUGGACCGUGGAAGAACGGCCUCGUGCGCUUGGCGCUUGGCAAUCCUGGCGACAGGCCAAAAUCGACAAGGUGCUCCAAAUGACGCGAGCCACGAAUUUGAAGAGAUCCCCGGAGGCCGAGAGGCAGAAGUCGACGGGCGAGGUGAACGUGGAAAAGCCCGCUGUCGAUCGUAUGCGGUGGCUGUUUGAGUUGGGCUUGAAUGAUUUGGAGGCAAAGCUCGCAGAUGUUCGGAGACGCGACACUUGA
Messenger RNA from Colletotrichum gloeosporioides, 1257 nucleotides. RefSeq names its product 6-methylsalicylic acid decarboxylase atA. Gene Ontology annotation, molecular function: FAD binding; transferase activity, transferring phosphorus-containing groups; monooxygenase activity. Gene Ontology annotation, biological process: phosphorylation. Lineage: Eukaryota; Fungi; Ascomycota; Sordariomycetes; Glomerellales; Glomerellaceae. The record is from RefSeq and is a predicted model, not a curated record. The transcript is spliced from 2 exons. Bases 1 to 1257 code for a protein of 418 amino acids.